CAUUGGUAUUACCUGGGGCGGGAGGGCUGCCGGUUUUCAAUUCCACUUCUAUUAUUGCUUUAGUUUCUUCUUCGAUGUGCACCAUCCAAUUUAUUUCUGCAACCUGCCUUUUCAUUUCAUGAUCUCUCUAUUAUUCACUAUUGAUCUUUCCUUUAUUGUAAGUUAGGUUUAUAUUCUUCCAUUGGUUCGACUAACAAAAGGGGAUUUUGUGCUGGGACGAAUUUCAUGGCGGCGGCGGUUAGGAAGGGGUGUGAGCUGUGCUGCAGCAAAGUGGCGUGGAUGGUGUGCGAUUCCGAUCAGGCUAGCCUUUGUUGGGAAUGUGACAAAACCGUCCACGCCGCCAAUUUUUUGGCGGCCAAACACAUUCGGACCCUUCUCUGUUACAUCUGCCACUCUCCCACCCUGUGGAAGGCCACCGGCGAGAAGCUCGGCCCCACCGUCUCGGUCUGCUGGACGUGCGCCGAGACUCGCCGGGGAGGAGGAGGUGCAGCAGCCUCGACCAGCUCAGAGGCGGUGGCGGCGGCGGAGGUGGAGGAAACUAGUGAGGAUGACGAUGGAUGUGAUUCGGCGGAGAGCAAGACUGACAGUGGGGAAUAUUACAGCGUCAGUGGCGGCGGCCAUGAAGAAGAGGAUGGGGAGAAUCAAGUGGUGCCAUGGUCGGGGACUCCCCCGGCGUGUCUUUCUCAGAAUGGUGAGAAUUUCUCGCGAUCUUCUUCCAAGAGAACACGCGACAGCUCUUUUGAAUCCCAGGAUGAGGAAGGAUGCUGUUCAUCUCACCAGCACUCAGAUUCUGGAGAAUUUACUCGGAGGAUGAGAAUUAGGACAAUGAGCAAUGACAGCCUGAUAGCCACGCCACAGGAGAGUAGCGGUGGAUCACCGGGGACAGCUGCCAUUGUCGACAAGUUGCAAAGAUUCCACGGAGCAGGAGAGGAAGACGGAGAAAGUGAGGCCUCUGUGGUCCUGAACCUGCGCAAAGUCACCUGAUAAUAAUUCCUCCACCAGAAUGAUAUUGCAUUUGAUACAAUCUUUUGUUUUUGUUUUUAUUUUUUUUAUCUUGUUCAAUCUGAUCUCUCUCAAUAGUUAUUGAGUAGAGGUGUUUUGUGAGCUUGAGUUUCUUGAAAAUGUUAUCAGACUCCAAUUCAAUAUAUACAAUAUAUAUGUGUAUAUGUAUACACAUCAAUGAUCAACCUUGCCUUGGCACU
Molecule: messenger RNA, 1202 nt
Organism: Andrographis paniculata
Lineage: Eukaryota; Viridiplantae; Streptophyta; Magnoliopsida; Lamiales; Acanthaceae
Product: zinc finger protein CONSTANS-LIKE 4-like
Exons: 2
Coding region: 226-984 (252 amino acids)
Molecular function (GO): zinc ion binding
Source: RefSeq, a predicted model, not a curated record